This is a messenger RNA of Gallus gallus (chicken), 2919 nucleotides long. It is a transcript of the gene PLIN3L, whose product is annotated as perilipin 3 like. The transcript is spliced from 5 exons. The coding region runs from base 67 to 696 and encodes 209 amino acids. NCBI's taxonomy places the organism in Eukaryota, Metazoa, Chordata, Aves, Galliformes, Phasianidae. The record is from RefSeq and is a predicted model, not a curated record. Gene Ontology annotation, cellular component: lipid droplet; cytosol. Gene Ontology annotation, biological process: positive regulation of triglyceride storage; lipid storage.
AUGGUGUGUGGUGUGGUUCUUCUUUGCUGCAUGUGUGCUUGUCUCUAACAAAAGAGAAAAGCAACAAUGGCCUCUGCUAUGCCUGACAAAGAAAAAGCUGCCAAGAGCUCUCCAGAGAUGAAGGAAGAGGAGCAGCAGGAUGUAGUAAAUCAGUUGGCUAACCUGACACUGAUCAGCUCUGCCUGUGAUGUGGUUUCUACAGUUUAUGCCUCCACUAAGGAGAGCUACCCCUACAUCAGAACAGUGUGUGAUGCAGCAGAGAAAGGAGUGAAAAGCAUGACUGAAGCCACAGCCAGCUGUGUGCAGCCACUUCUGGUUACCCUGGAGCCUCAAGUGGCUGCAGCAAAUGAGUGUGCCUCCAAGGGUUUGGAUAAACUAGGGGAGAAGCUUCCAAUUCUUCACAAGCCAGUGGAUCAGGUUAUCUCUGAAACAAAAGAGCUGGUGUCAUCCACAAUGGCUGAUGCAAAGGAUGUUGUGAGCAGCAGAGUGGCAGAGGUGGUAGAUGCAACAAAGGAGGCCCUUCACAGCGGUGUGGAGGCUGCCAGAUCUGCAGUGACCAGCAGCAUGGGGAUGGUUAAGGACUUUAGAGUGGGCCAGAUGGUUGUAAGCAGUACAGAAGCUGUGCUGGGGAGAACAGGAGAAGAUGAUUCACUCCCCAUGGGAAAUGAAGAAUUAGGUCAGGAACUGUGUCUGUAAUGGGAUAACGAAAUGGGGGACAGUUGGCCCCAUUCCCUGCUCUGCUGGUGUGGACUGGGGCUAGUGGGAAGUGCUGUUUGGGAGGCCACCUGGCUCCUGACAUGUCUUAGCUCUGCUUGAUAAGAACCUUGGUUUACUGUCUCUUUCCUCAGCCAAACUUGCAGCAUCUGGGGAUGGUGCAGACAUAAUGUCUGUAGAGCUGCAGCAGAAGAAGAGGAGGUAUUUUGUGCUGUUGGGAUCUCUCUCUGAUGAACUUCUCCAGUGUGCCUACCUGCACUCAAAGGAUAAAAUUAAGCAAGUCUGGCAGGGCAUGCAGGAGGCCCUUGGACAGCUUCACAGCAUCAUUGAGCUGGUAGGUAGAGCUUGGUGUUCCUCCUGGAGGGCAGUUGACCAAAAGCUUGGCUUGGCCUUAUCUUCUGUGCUUUGAUAAGCACCUGUGUUGAUUACCAGCUGACCUGCUUGGCACCUUUCCUCACCUCUCUCAGAUUGAGGCCUUCAAACAAGGAUUUAAUCAAAAGCUUCAGCAGGAGUUGCAAGAGCAACUAUGCCUGAUGUGGCUGGACUGGACUAGGAAGCUUCCUGAUGGAAGUGGAGAUAGCAGCUCUGCAAAGCCAGAGGUAUUUACCUGGGAAGGAAAGCAAAGGGUUCUGGGCAUCUCCUUGAGUUUAUUUUUCUUCAUCUUCUUGAAGUAACACUUCUCAUCAUCUUCCUGUCUCCUCCUAGGAGAUGGAGUCCCUGGCCCUACUCCUGGCAUGUAGCAUCACACAGCAGCUGCAAAUCACCUGCUCUAAAGUUGUGGCUGCAAUCCAAGGCCUUCCCUCAAGCCUUCAGGAUAAGUUGAAACACUCUUUUAAUACCAUAGAGGAGCUUCAUGCUUCUUUCUUGGCAGCUCAUUCCCUCCAGGACUUGUCCAGCACUGUCUUGGGCCAGAGCCAGGAGAGACUGGCUGUGAUCUAUGAAUGCAUGGAGGAGCUGCUGGACUACUUAUCAGACAACAGGCCUCUAUCCUGGCUGGUGGGACCGUUCUCUCCUAGGGAGGAGGAGGAAGCCUUGCAGGAGAAAGAAGCAGACACAAGUUGCUGAGGAUCUUGAAGCUCCAUAGGUCUGGCUGGCAUGAGUUGCCUAGCACUUGGUCUUGGUCUUCCAUGCUCAACUUUCUAGCUGAAAGUGGUGUUGACACAUCUUGGAUGAUUUUUUGAGUACUAGUAAGUCUUUAGCAGCUUCAAAGGGAGGUGGUGGAAUUAGCAGUGUCACUAUGUGGUGCCUAAGGCUGGAAGUAUAGACCUAAAGGUCUUCAAUGCUCCCACCUCCCUUGGAAGCUGUUUAUGGUAUGUCUCCACCAGUGUAUCCAGAUGGUACCUAUAUCCAAAGCAAUAAUUGCAUCUUUCAGAUGGCAUGCAGUUUAAAGAAUUCCUCUUAGAAGCUGCUUGUACUAGGUACCCUACUUAAAAUAAAACUAUUGCAUGCAGAAACUCAUACUGUAUCUCUUCUUUUAUGAUGAGACCCUGCAAGAGUGAGUAUUGCUCAUCAGAUGUGAUCUGCUCUUCCAUUCUUCAAGAGUUCUUGUGUGCAACUAAAACAGGACUGCUUUUCUUUUUCUUUAAGUUGGAGGGGACAGGUCUGGGUUCAGCAAACUUGCUUCAAAACCUCAAAGCAGUGGUGUUCAGCCUUGUAGGCUGCCCUUCCAGGUUGAUGAUGUGGAUUAUUUAUUCUUUAAAGAACCAAGAGAGGCCUCUAGAUGAGAUGCACUUGUCCUUAUGGUGGCUUCAGCUUGCUAGAUGUUAAUUGGGAACACCACACAGCUGAUAGAGACAGGUGCAGGAGAUUCCUAAAACACCUUGAUAGUAAGUUCUAGUACACAUGCUAUGGGUAACAACUAAGAAUGGUUCUUGUAGAUAUAUUACUUUUAAAAAGAGAGUCCUGGGGGUGAUGUGGUGAUUGGUGGCUGUCUUGGCCAUAGUGGGCACGAAGUAGUUGAGUUUAAAACUUUUGAUCUGCUGCUAUGUGGUAAGCAUAUCCCAGCCUGUAGCAGAAUAGUGGGUUGCAGUGACUUCUCAGAUGGACAUCAAUAGGCAGUCUGUCAGUGGCCUCUCAAACAUGGAUAUUCAGGUGACCAGUCCAUAGGGGUAGCUGUCAGAACCUUACUGGUGCUGGUCCUGUCAGUUCUGACCUGUCCUGGCCAAGAGAUGCUUCAGUUGAACUAGGAGCUCUUUGCACACCAUA